GCCUCAUGUGAAGAAAAUUAUUUAUUUUGAGGAUCGUUUCUUGUCAAUAACUUAUUUAAGGAUUGUUUAGAAGUGAUUUUCUGGUUUUCUGUUGAACAUUAUUAAUUAACUGGUUGUAUCGAGAUUGUUUGGCGUAGAGUAAGUCCGUUUUAAACUGGUAGUUUACUUUUAUAGGAAGAAGAAGUAACACAUUUCAAAAUGCGAAUGCGCGAAAUAUUUAAAACACCUGGAAACGAUUCCGAAUCCGAUGAUCUGGAUGAAUUAGCAGAUGUGGAGGAUGCAGAAGAUGCCGCGGCCUACGAACCAAAUUUAGAGCCUUUUGAUUCAGAGGACUCUGAAGUCGAAUACGGAAUCGCAUAUGGCGGUGCCAGCGUACCGAAUCAACAAGAGUCGGAUGGUGAAGACUCUGACUUUGAAGCAGAUGAAGAUGAAGACAGUUCCGACUUUCAACCAGAUGACUCAGAUGAUUCUAUGUCAGAUGCUAGUAAUAAAGAAGUAAGAAAAUCGAAAGCAAAUUCAGGCGAUGAUACCGGUCCAGGUACAAGUGGUGUUGGCAGAAAUAAUGAUGGUGGAGAUGGAGUUAGUAGCGUAUUAGAACUUAACGAAGAUGAAGAGGAUGAUGAAACAGUACGAGCUAUUAUAGCGGCGAUUAAAAAACCUCGUACUGCACCACCAGAAAUAAAAUUAGAUGAUUUUAUAACUGAUAUUUGUUUUCAUCCGGAGCGCGAUAUUAUCGCCCUUGCAACGAUUACCGGAGAUGUAUGUCUCUAUGCCUAUGCAAACGAGGGCAAUACACUGCUUCGAAAUGUUGAAAUACAUGCGAAAUCAUGUAGAGACGUUGAAUUCACAGAAGAUGGCCGUGACUUACUAACAUGUUCCAAAGACAAAUCAAUUAUGAUAACCGAUAUGGAGACGGAAAAACUAAAGAAAUUCUAUGAAAGUGCCCAUGAUGAAGCUGUAAAUAAAUUGCACGUUAUUGAUGAGAACCUCUUCUGCACUGGUGAUGACGGAGGAACGGUUAAACUUUGGGAUAUACGAACCAAAGACGCAGUAUUUGCGUUGAAAGAAGUUGAGGAUUUUGUAUCUCAAAUGCUCACAAAUGAAUCGAAAAAGUUGUUAUUGGUUACGAGUGGUGAUGGGUACCUUACAACAAUUAAUAUUGGAUCUCGCAAGCUAUUCGUACAAUCUGAACCCUAUGAAGAGGAACUCCACUGUAUGGGUACAUUUCGUGGUAAUUCAAAACUAGUCGUGGGUACAUCAAAAGGCCGUCUAUAUACAUUUAAUUGGGGUCAAUUCGGUUAUCAUUGUGAUAUGUAUCCAGGCAUUAAUACGCCAAUCAGCGAAAUGAUACCUAUUACGGAUCGUAUCUGUUGUGUGGCAGGUGAAGAAGGUAUAAUACGUGCAUGUCAUAUAGCACCAUUUCGUAAUCUAGGUAUUGUGGGGCAACACAAUAUGCCAAUUGAAAGUUUGGAUGUUUCCAAUUGUGGUGAAUUGAUUGCCUCGUCGUCACACAAUAACGAUGUACGCUUUUGGAAUGUGAAAUAUUUUGAAGAUUUUGCGGACAUUAAAUACAAUGAAAAGCAUAACACAUUUAAGGAUAAGAGACACAAUUUACCAUCUUCGAAAUUCACAAAUGCCGGAGACUUUUUUGCUGAUUUGGCGAAAUCGCCCAGUGAUGAUAAUGAAUAGAAUUGGUACGUUGGGAGAUUAGAAAUAAUAUAUGAAGUAAUGUAUAAGAAAUUUGCUGUAUGUAUUGUAAAUUUUUGUAAGAAAAUCGUGUUUAAUUAUAGAAUAAUUAAAACGAAUGGCAUUCUUCUUUAUUUUUUUGGUCUGGUUGAAAUGACAUUUUGAAUUUAAAUUCGAAUAUCUUUCUUCUCAAACUUAUGCAUGCAAAUAUUUAAUAUGGGUUAAUCUAACCAAUAUGUACAACAUAACAUGACGAUCCAAGACAAUCACAGCAACAUUUCCAAUUUAUAACUACCAUAGUCUCUUUUGUGGAUCGUUCUAUCCUGUUGUGCGUGCAUAUGAAUUGUAUAAUUAAAACGUCAAUAUAUUUGUAUUUUCCAAAAUCUUAAACACUUUUAUUAAACUUCAUUUUUAUACAUACAUUCAAAUUUUGCGGUUACAAGCAAUUCUUCUCAUCACAAGUUUGUUUAAAUUAAAUAUAAGGUAAAUACAGAAAGUACAUAGUUUGGUGUUGUGAGUGUGUGAAUUUUUGUAAAUGUGUAUUAUUUAAUCGAAUAUGACAACAAUAAUGUAUAGUAUGAUUGUUGUGCAAUACUACAUCAACAACAUUCUUCCCAAAAUGUUUGUUCAAUGAGCAAGUUAUGAAACUGUAAUGACUUCAAUAAAGGAAAACUAAAGUUCUUCUUAUAGAAUAAUGUGGACUCAAUUUUUAUGUGAAACAAACAAUGAAUUUUUAGAGCAAUGCCUUUUUAUUAGAGGAGGUUACUUGAAAAUUUGGAAGCACCAGGCAUAUACAUACGUGUAAUUGUGUCCAUUAAUAAAUAAAGCUUUUAAUAAGUUCGUUUAAUAAAUUGUGUGAUUGUGAACGUAACGAUAUGUAUACUUGUAUAUAAUGUUGCAGUUUCUGCUCAAAUUAAAUAUAUAUAAAUAUGUUAAAUAUUAAAUUAUUAUACAUGUGAAACUAGCCAAUUACCUAUCUACACAUUUCUGUUAGUGUUUUUUUCAACGUUCAACGUUUUUCAACGUAAAUUGUUGUUUUCUUUUUAUAAAUUGCCUUUUACUUGCUUAAAGAAUCAUAUAUUAUGUUAAAGUUUCGUUGUUUAUGUAAGUAAAUGUAUGUAACUUAAGCUUAUAUUCAAAAGAAAGUUUUGUGCUUUACUGCAUAUUUUUUAAUUAAAUUUUAGUUUUAUAGCGAUUGUUGUAUAUUAAAAGAAUUGUUAUGCACAUUUGCAUAUUUGAAUGCAUAGCCUUUUU
Zeugodacus cucurbitae (melon fly) is the source of this 2940-nucleotide messenger RNA. RefSeq names its product WD repeat-containing protein 55 homolog. The record is from RefSeq and is a predicted model, not a curated record. The transcript has 2 exons. NCBI's taxonomy places the organism in Eukaryota, Metazoa, Arthropoda, Insecta, Diptera, Tephritidae. The coding region runs from base 199 to 1689 and encodes 496 amino acids. Gene Ontology annotation, molecular function: protein binding.